This is a messenger RNA of Daucus carota subsp. sativus, 546 nucleotides long. Its product is annotated as zinc finger protein ZAT11-like. The record is from RefSeq and is a predicted model, not a curated record. The transcript has a single exon. The coding region runs from base 1 to 546 and encodes 181 amino acids. NCBI's taxonomy places the organism in Eukaryota, Viridiplantae, Streptophyta, Magnoliopsida, Apiales, Apiaceae. Gene Ontology annotation, biological process: response to chitin.
AUGGCCGGAGAGAAGCAUGCAAUUGAGGAAACAAAGAGGAUGAAAUUCUCUAACACAGACGCAGUGGAGAGUUUCGCAAGGGCGAACUGCGAAAUGAUCUUGCAGAGAGCCGAAAGUAGGAAGUCGUCGUCUAAGCCGGAAAAGAUCUUCAAGUGCAAGAAAUGUGAACGUAGCUUCUCAACUGUCCAAUCCCUAGGCAGUCACAAAGCGAACCACAAGCGCAUUGAACGACUUGGUGGUGGCGGAACGGAAGCCGAGAUGAAGGGGCCCAAGCCCUACAAGUGCACUAUGUGCAGUGCUGAGUUUUGGAACGGAAUGGCUUUAGGUGGUCACAAGAGUAGUAAGCAUUAUCGUAAGCGCAAGAAUCAAGACUUGCUUGGGAGUGAUGAGAGUUAUGGCAAUAAUGCUAGUACUGUUGCUGGUAGUGCUGCUGAUCACUCUGAUGAUGUGAAGAUGGUCACUGGUAAUUGCUUUGACAAGAGGAUGUUAGGGCUUGAUUUGAAUCUGAGUCCGGAUGAGAAUGAAAUGAAGGUUUUCGAGUUUUAA